GAGUUUGAGAGUAAGAGAGUUAGAGAGAGAAGUAAAGAAGUGAGAAAUGUUGGUCGGGAAGGAAAAAACCGUAUUUAUAUAUUAGGGGUAAAAUUGGAAUUUCAAGAAAAAAAAGAGAGUGUUACCCGGUAAAAUGGGAGCGACAAAUAACAACACCCCAAAAGUAAAGGAAAAGGAAAAGGAAGAAGGCUGAAGUUGGUACCUUACCAUUAACAAGAAAACGCCAUUACAACAUCACAAAUCACUGAAAUCAGAAAAUACAAAAUGACAUUGAAUUUGUAAGACACGUCCAUUGUCAAACCAGUGUCGAGCUUCACACGACAUACAUAACAACACUCGCAUUCUUCAGAGGAGAGAGAAAACACCCUCCAAAAUCAGAUGUGGGAAGCCGUGCUUCUUACGUUAGCGGCAACGGCCGGCAAUAACAUCGGCAAAGUCCUCCAAAAGAAAGGCACUCUCAUUUUACCCCCUCUCUCUUUCAAGCUCAAGGUGAUAAGGACAUAUGCAUUCAAUAGAGCUUGGAUAUCGGGCUUUUUGAUGGAUAUUGGUGGUGCACUUUUGAUGCUGAGGGCAUUAUCUCUUGCUCCAGUGUCAGUCAUCCAACCCGUGUCUGGAUGUGGGCUUGCUAUACUCUCCAUUUUUUCCCACUUUUAUUUGAAGGAACUAAUGAAUGUUGUAGAUUGGAUGGGAAUUGCAUUGGCCGGAAUUGGCACAAUAGGAAUUGGUGCUGGAGGUGAGGAGCAGAAGGCUACUCCUAUCUCUAUUUUCCACCUUCCUUGGCUAGCAUUUGUUGUUGUGAUCUUGUUUGUAAUCCUGAAUGGGUGGCUUCGUAUUUACAGACGGCAACGAAGAGAACAAGAAUUGAUGCAAUCUGAAGUUGUUGAAGAAAUAAUAUACGGUCUGGAGUCUGGCAUUCUGUUUGGGACGGCGGCUGUUGUGUCCAAGCUUGGAUUUAUAUUUUUGGAGCAAGGUUUUUCCAAGCUGCUUCUUCCACUUAGUAUAGCAAUAAGUGUAUGCUGCAGUGGCACAGGAUUUGUUUACCAGACAAGGGGUUUGAAGCAUGGUAGGGCUAUAGUUGUUUCCACGUGUGCUGCUGUAGCAUCAAUUGUGACUGGUGUACUUGCUGGCAUGUUUGCUUUGGGUGAGCACUUGCCUGCUGCUCCAGGAGCCCGUCUCUUGUUGUUGCUUGGAUGGUUACUUAUAAUUAUAGGCGUGAUUAUGCUGGUGAGUUCAACAAGGUUGGUGCGUUUCCUUCCAUGGUCAGGGAAGCGUCCUGUGCGACGUGGGUUGGACAAGAGCUUUAGUGUCAAGCAACCUGAUUCAGUCCGAACGAGGGAUCCAAACCCUAGUGCUGUAAUUCAUACAAACACUUUGCAUCAUUUGUUAACUUCCCCAACAAAGGAGAAGCCAUGAAUAACAGAGGAACUGUUGUAUAUUCUUGAUCUGUUGAUGGCUUUUUUUGCAGCAUGUUAGUGUUAGUCUUGACCAGUUUUACAAUGCGCCCCCAACAUGUAUUCCGUAUUCAUUUUUGCUGAAAAACUGUAUAAUCUUUUUAAAUUUUUAUUUUUAUUUUUUAGCUCAGGUCUAGAUAUGCCGCGUAUGCACAACUGUAGUUAUGGUCCUAUGGAACAAACAUAGGAGUUUGAUUUCUCGUUUUUGGGUGUUAUAAUUUUUAUAUGUACGAUUCA
Chenopodium quinoa (quinoa) is the source of this 1688-nucleotide messenger RNA. RefSeq names its product probable magnesium transporter NIPA9. Lineage: Eukaryota; Viridiplantae; Streptophyta; Magnoliopsida; Caryophyllales; Amaranthaceae. Gene Ontology annotation, biological process: magnesium ion transport. The record is from RefSeq and is a predicted model, not a curated record. Gene Ontology annotation, cellular component: membrane. Bases 379 to 1413 code for a protein of 344 amino acids. The transcript has 9 exons. Gene Ontology annotation, molecular function: magnesium ion transmembrane transporter activity.